GCUUUUCCAGGAGCGGCGGGGCGGGGCCUGGCGGCAGAACGGCCACGUGCGUCAGGGGGAAGCAGGAAGUGACUGCCGGAGUGGAGCCGUUGGAGCGAGCCGAGCGGGGGCUGAUGGAAGUGGAGUGGGGGCUGCAGAGGGCACCCCACUAUAUCCAUCAUGCUGCAAGGCCACAGCACUGUGUUCCAGGCCUUGCUGGGGACCUUCUUCACCUGGGGGAUGACGGCAGCUGGGGCAGCCCUCGUGUUCGUAUUCUCUAGUGGACAGAGGCGGAUCUUGGAUGGAAGCCUUGGUUUUGCCGCAGGGGUCAUGUUGGCAGCCUCUUAUUGGUCUCUCCUGGCCCCAGCAGUUGAGAUGGCCACAUCCUCAGGAGGAUUUGGUGCAUUUGCUUUCGUCCCAGUGGCUGUGGGCUUCACACUCGGGGCUGCUUUUGUCUACCUGGCUGACCUCCUGAUGCCUCACCUGGGUGCAGCAGAAGACCCCCAAAUGGCCCUGGCACUGAAUUUAGACCCUACGUUGAUGAAGAAGAAGUCAGAUCCCGAGGGCCCAAUGCUGCUGGUCCCCGAAAGCGAGCUCUCCAUCCGGAUAGACAAGAGUGAGAACGGCGAGGCGUACCAGAGGAGGAAGGUAGUGGCCGGCGGCCCCCCUGAGGGCCCUGCUCCCCUGACAUCUUCUCGAGGGCACCUAGCACAGCCCAGCAGCAGCAGCUGGAGGAGAAUCAUGCUGCUUAUCCUGGCCAUCACCAUACACAACAUCCCAGAGGGUCUUGCUGUUGGAGUCGGCUUUGGAGCCAUAGAAAAGACAAUGUCAGCCACCUUCGAGAGUGCCAGGAAUUUGGCCUUCGGAAUUGGAAUCCAGAAUUUCCCAGAGGGCCUGGCUGUCAGCCUCCCUUUGCGAGGGGCAGGCUUCUCCACCUGGAGGGCUUUCUGGUAUGGGCAGCUGAGUGGCAUGGUGGAGCCCCUGGCUGGGGCCUUUGGGGCCUUCGCUGUGGUGCUGGCUGAGCCCAUCCUGCCCUACGCUCUCGCCUUUGCUGCAGGCGCCAUGGUUUACGUGGUCAUAGAUGACAUCAUCCCUGAAGCCCAGCUCAGUGGUAACGGGAAGCUGGCAUCCUGGACGUACAUCCUGGGAUUUGUGGUGAUGAUGUCACUGGAUGUGGGGCUGGGCUAACACCAAGACCCUUCAGACCCCAGGAAAGCCAGCACCAGACUUCUGCGGGACCACAACCCUUGUCUUCAAAUUAAAACACUGUUCUUUUCUCUCCUCUUCAUCUCAUUAUUUGGAUCCACCCUGAUGAAAAUCUGACCACUUUUCCUUUGCUUUUGAGGGAGAUACUGGCUUUCUUUAGAAUCUCAUGGUGUCAUGGAACCACAGGGUUUUGUUUUGCCCAUGGAAUGAAUAUGCCUUAGCUGGGGUUGUCAAGGACAUACAGAUCAGGGAAAUCUCUCUUUUCCUCCCUCAGUCUCCCUCACUAGACUCUUUGGCAGCUCCUCAAGGCCACCCACAGAAGUAAGUUCCCAGAAGUCUCUUGAGCGCUUAGGCCUUGGGCUCAGCACAGAUUGGUGGCACUGCUCUGCUCCUUCAGUGCAGAGCUUCUGCCCCCUCAGAAUGCAGAAACUAGAGCUUCACGGAUGCGACACCCUUUUGCUGAGGCCGAGUCAGCCUGAAGAAGAAUGCACCUUCCUCUCCCUCCCCCAGAGCAUGGGAGAGGCCACAGACAAAGGGAAGUUAGCCAGUCUGUUUGUCUUUUUCUUUUUUUAAGGCAAAAAUCUGCAUUACUGAUGUUAAAGGGAUUCUGAUAUUAGGACGACUGCAAACACAGUGAACCCUGUGGAAAGAGGAGUGUAGCUUUGAGCAGAGCUCUCUGCUCUCAGUGGGUUCUAAGAAUAGAGUGUUCAUCGUGGUCCCCAAACUCCUAGGCAUUCAUUCAUUUAAGCUUCUAGGCUCCAUCUUUCUAACAGACUUGAGAAUACCAGCAAACUGCUAAAACCCCAACUCUCCACUAAUUGAUGGAGGUGAAGGAAGGGCAUUUGGAGCCUACAGUGGCUCUUUCCCUGCUGACCAUUUGGUAACUUAUCACCCAGCCAGAGACUCUUGAGCUGCAAUGGGCUUGACUGUAGUCUGGCCAGAAGGCUUAGGAUGGAACAGGAAGAAAAGUAGAAAAAAAAAAAGAGAGAGAGAUUUUGACAUUGCCUUCUUAAAGUAAAUUUUAGCUAAGUUAUUAUGAAAGGACCAUAAAUGAUUGGAACUAGACUAGAAGCCACAUAACUUCUCCAGCCAGGGCCACAGGACCUGUCUGCUUCAACACAGUGAAGGCCUCUCUUCUCACUCAGAGAAGUUUUUGGGAUUUUGAGUGGACUCUGCCAAGAAGGCAGCCAACCCAAAGAGCCAGGCAUUCAGGCAUUGUGUUAUCGAUCCCUGAUCUCCCAAGUUUACAUGUCCAGUCAUUUCCAAGGGUGAAUCUCCUGCUCUGUGAAUGCUCUAUGAAGACCAUGAAAGCCAGCCUUUCACUGGGUCUGUGUAUGUUCUUCCAAAGCACUGAUGAUCAAAACUGAAGAUGCAUUCAGAGAUUGGAUUGGUUGAGAUUAACUGAGUUCACUGAUGAUCAAAACUGAAGACACAUUCAGAGGUUGGAAUGGUUGAGAUGAGCUGGGUUGGUGGUUAUUGUAUGUGUAUGUUUCAUUGUUUUAUGUCUUUGUAUACAGUUCUACAUAAUGCAAAUUGUUCUUUCUGCUGAAUAAGACAUUGUAACUGUGAUUAUUAAUAAAAGGAAUAUUGUUGUGGAA
This is a messenger RNA of Cavia porcellus (domestic guinea pig), 2783 nucleotides long. It is a transcript of the gene Slc39a11, whose product is annotated as solute carrier family 39 member 11. The record is from RefSeq and is a predicted model, not a curated record. The transcript has 10 exons. Bases 160 to 1167 code for a protein of 335 amino acids. NCBI's taxonomy places the organism in Eukaryota, Metazoa, Chordata, Mammalia, Rodentia, Caviidae. Gene Ontology annotation, biological process: zinc ion transmembrane transport. Gene Ontology annotation, cellular component: membrane. Gene Ontology annotation, molecular function: zinc ion transmembrane transporter activity.